AUGCUGGCGCCCCCCUCGGACUACGGCUACGCGCCCUCGCCGGCCAACGGCAUGAACGGCUAUGAACAGCAACAGCUGCAGCACCAGCAGAGCGGCGAGCGACCCAAGAUCUACAUGCAGCCGCCCGCGAUGGUGGGCGAGUACGGGCAAAUGGUGCACCAGGGCACUCCGCAGCACGCCAUGACCCCGCAACACGCUAUGACGCCGCAGCACGCCGCCAUGACCCCGCAGCACGCCAUGGGCCCCAAGUACGAGAACGAGCCGCUCAUGAUGAACGUCCAGGGCGGCGCGCACUACUACCCGCCGCCGCAGAUGGGCGCGCAAAUGCUGCACGUUUCCUCGGACUACGAGUACGCCAACGGCUCCGUGAUCACGCCUUCCAGCGCGCGCAGCGGCUCCAAGCGCUCGCGCGAGGACCUGAACCUCAAGGAGAAGAAGCGCAUGUUCAAGCUCAACGACCGCAUCAACCAGCUCAAGGAGAUGCUGGACGAGGCCGGCGUGCAGACCAAGAAGAACAAGCAGUCCAUCCUGGACAACGCCUCGCACUACAUCGAGAUGCUGCGCAGCAACCUGCUGAUCGCCAAGCAGAAGGCGGAGCGCGCCGAGAAGCAGGCCGAGGCCUUCCGCGCUCAGGCGCAGAAGUCCUCGUCGGGCGCUGACAAGGUGGUGCGUGGCUGCUUCCAGAAGACCACGACGCCGCGCGUCGUGGUGGACAUGAGCAUGCAGACGGUGACGUUCAACGGCGCGUUCGUGAAGCACACGGGCCAGGCCGAGCCUGUGCUGAAGAAGCAGAAGACGCUGCGCUCGUACCUCUGCGCCGAUCAGGACAAGUUAGAUAGCAUCAUGAAGAAGGUUCGCGAGACCAACCAGUCGACGAGCGCGCUCGUGAAGGCGUCUGCUGCUGGUGGCAACGCGGUGCCCGUGAACCUGGUGGCGGCCGUCGUGACGGACGACUCCGGCAAGGCCACGAACGUCGAGUUCAGUCUGAUCCCCGUGGAGCAGCUGACGUCCAAGCAGACCGAGGUCGCACACGACGAGGCGGAGACGUCUGCGGAGGAGUCCGCCACAGAGGACCAGCCGAAGGAAGAGUCUGCAGCCAACCUGCAGCUGUAA
Messenger RNA from Phytophthora sojae, 1113 nucleotides. RefSeq lists its product as hypothetical. The record is from RefSeq and is a predicted model, not a curated record. Gene Ontology annotation, molecular function: protein dimerization activity. The transcript has a single exon. Lineage: Eukaryota; Oomycota; Peronosporomycetes; Peronosporales; Peronosporaceae. Bases 1 to 1113 code for a protein of 370 amino acids.